GAAAAAAACAACAGGCAUUCAGUCAAUUUUUAACGAUGAAGGCUACAAAUUCAACGUCACUUUUUGCAUUGAACAGAGAUGUUCGGAUGAUCUGGGUUGGAAUACUAUAUUUUGCGAUUUCAAUAUUUAUUCCUCCAUUAUUUUAUGUAAUUAUGAAGAUAAUUUAUAAACAAGAUAAAACAACUCCAAACUUUACAUAUAAAUUGAUGAAUUUUAUUUUAUUACUCCAGCUUUUGCAAGGAAUUUGUCAUUUUAUAACAUCCCCAAUACUUGUAUUCCCUGCUUUGCUUACCGAAUUUGAAGUUAUUGUUCGGAUACUUGGAUGCAUGGCAAAUACCAGCUGGAUAGGUGAAUUACCAAUGAUGGCUCUCUUAGCGAUCUGCCGAGUUUUAAUUUUUGCCAACUCAAUGGAAAUUCGUAUAACUCCUUUAGUAGUGAAAAUGAUAGUGGUUUGCAUUGUAUGUUGGGUUCUAUUCGUAUUCAUUGCUGGUUGUAUAACUCAAAACUUAAUGUUUUCACCGCCAAGUUGGGGAUAUGAUUUCAGUGUUCCAUAUGCAGAACUGUUUGAUAUGCUCGAAAUAUUUUUAACAGUUCCGUGCUUGGCGAUAUCUUAUUUCGCCUACCUCACUAUAAUUUUUCUGAUUUGCUCUAAAAGAAAUCGAAACGGCAGUAAUCAAUCGAGGAAAAAUGAAAUACGGAUUCUCAUUCAGUCGACAUUUGUAACCACAUACAUGGCAUGCCUAGUGGUUGUAUGGCAUCCAGUUAUCUUUACAAUGGUUUCUUUUAUUGAUAUGACUAAAUUUAGAAACAUAGCAAUUGCAAAUGGUUUUUGGAUUCUGCACAGCUACUGUCAUCCAAUUAUUAUAUUGAUAUUUCAUAAGACAAUUCGGAUUGAUUGCUUGCUGAAACUGAAAUUAAGAUAUAACAGUUCAACUCAACAACGUGUUUGGAAACCACCAAGAUCUUCAUGA
Molecule: messenger RNA, 971 nt
Organism: Caenorhabditis elegans
Lineage: Eukaryota; Metazoa; Nematoda; Chromadorea; Rhabditida; Rhabditidae
Gene: srt-67
Product: Serpentine Receptor, class T
Exons: 5
Coding region: 36-971 (311 amino acids)
Source: RefSeq, marked reviewed